AACACAUUUUUUUUUAGAAUUUGAAGUUGGGAAAACGGAGCACGAGUGUCACGAAUAUGAAGACUCAAAUAAAGUUGGUGUAAUUUACACUGGUGGACACUGGCACCGUGAACAAAAGAAUCUGUUUCGAUAAAAAAACGUAUUUUGAUUGUGUCAAUGUCUUGUCAAUAGUGUCAUGUGUAAUUUUUUAUGGCAUGUUAUUGUGAGGUUAUGUUUAUGUUAGUUUUUUGAAUUCAGCGUGAAUUCCGCACUCUAUUUUAAUAUUUUUAAUUAAGGAAAGGAAAUGUUAAGGCAAAUUUUUCGAUGUAUUAAGCCUAAAAGCAAAGAUUUGUGGAAUCAAACUGGAUUAACUUAUGGCAGUAAUAUUUUAAAAUUAAAUAACACUAGAUUUUAUCAAUUUAAUCUUAACUCAACUUAUGUUGGAAAAGGUUCUCUGCCCUCCAACAUCACAGGCAAAGAGAAUAUUUACGCCUAUAACGUUUUACAAAAAGUUUCUAUGAAGAAGCAUAUUAAAACAGUCGAUUCUGAUGUAAUUUCUACAAAACAGUUCAAUGAUAUGUUAAACCAAAACUGGAGAAAAUCUAGCAUUGGAGAUAUUGUUGAUACCUUCUUAAAAGUCAAGAAUUAUUGUGUUUUAAAUAAUAUCAACGUGUCUGAUACCAGGUUUGAAAAAUUAGUAGAUGGGGUAAUCGACAAUUGUGAACAAAUCAGUGAUAAACAACUUAUUAGUCUACUUUAUUGCCUUGCAGAGUUUCCAUUGGAAGCAUCUUAUUCAGCGCAUAAUUAUCAUGAUCUUUGGAGCUGUUUGGAUGACAUUUGUUGUUGGAAGAUAGUUGAAUGGGACAAUGAUACAUGUUUUCUCGUUGCUGAUGCUUGGUAUCAAAUGCAUUUAGGGAAGUUCUGUGAUUAUAUUUAUAUUCUACUUGAUAGGUUUGUAAAGAAAGCUGACAAAUUAACCAAAGAACAAUUAGUCAAUAUUUAUUUUUAUUUAAAUAUUUGCCGACGGAGGGCUGUUGAUUUUGAAUAUGAAUUUGCAUUAGAAAAAUUGGUAAAUGAAAUGGAUGUUGAUGAAAUGGCUGUGGUGGCUAUGGGAUAUUUUAAAACUAAAACCAAAAUCAAACUUACUUCUAUUCUAGAAGCCAUGGCUGAUAAAGUUAGUGAAAAUUCAAAGAACAUUCAUCAAAUUUCUUUAUCAGCUAUUUUAAAAGUUUUAAGAUAUUCACAACCUAUUAAAAUCUUUUCAAAAAUUGUAGAUCUUUCUGACAAACUAAGUACUGAAGUUGACAGGUUAACAUAUACAUGCUGUACUCAUUUGGCAUUGAUGAGUACUGGGAUACACUCUUACAAUGAAAGAAUAUUUCAAGAAAUCUCAAAUAAAUUCAUUAAGGAAAUAUCAAAUGAUAGCUUAAUUCGUAUCAAAGAUAUAGAAAGAUUAUUAAAUGCCUUGGUGAUGUUCAACUAUGACCCAAAAACAACACCAAAUAUAUAUAAAGCAGCAUUAGAUGAGCUGCACAAAAGACAAGAUGAGUUGAAUGAUUAUCCUAGAUCCUUAAUAUGUACUUUGAAUUAUCUUAGUUUGCAAAAUAUCUAUUCUUACGAGUUUCUUAAUAAAGUUUUGGAUAUAGAAUAUAUUGACAAAAAUUUUGGCAAGGGAACCAGAUCAGUACCUAGAGAAAUAUUUUCUUUAAACACCUGUAUAGAUAUUGAGUGUCCAGAUUAUAGUGGAAAUCGUUUACCACCUGCUAGAAAAUAUAAAUCUGUUAAGUGGUUAUUAGAUUGGACACCUACUCAUGAUCAGUGGAAAAAAUUAACAAAGGCAGAUCAACUGGUUUUAAGUGCAAUUGAUGCUGUUAAGGGUAUUGUUAAAAAUGAAAAACUCAUGUAUAUUAAUCAUAUUUUGCCGCAUUUUACAAGAGCAGAUAUUGUUCUAUGUAGAAACAAGAAAACUGGUGAGUUUAUAGAACCAACUGGAUUUGAAAAUUAUGUAUUAGGAGAUGUAAUGUUUCCAGUUAACAAUAGUUCUCUAGAAUGGUUUGCAAUAGUAAUAUUAGGUUGGAAUAACACAAUCCAUAAUGGUUCAGCUCUUUUAGGACAUUCAUUGAUGAAAGACAGACAAUUAAGAAAAAUUGGUUAUAAACCUGUUCAUGUCAUUUGGAAUGAGUUUACAAAAUUAUCUGAAGCACAGAGAAAGAAUUACAUUUUAAAUAAGCUUCAUUAGAAUAAUUUUGUUAUUACGUCUAUUAAAUGAAAUCCAUACAUUUUCUGCUUAACCAUGGAUGGUCUAAUGAAUGACAAACCACAAUUUUUGACCGAGUAGGUAAAUAUUCAAUUUCAACAAUCACAUUUUUUAUAACUAUGAUAGAAAUUAAAAUUGAAAAUAAAUAUGUAAGUUUACUUUUGAUGUCAUUAAAUGUCAGUAUUUACUCUAAAAUUUACCCAAAAAAAGUGAAUAGAGAAUCUAUUAGUUCUGUCAAAUAGCAAUUUCAACAUUUUUGUAUCAUUGAAAUAAUGUUAAUCUCCUCAAUAUGUCACUAAUUUAUAAACCGCAAGUAUCAGUAAAAACAUGAUUUAAAUUUAUUUUGUUUAAUUGCACUUAUAUGUUUAUUAUUUACAAUAAAAAUAUUUUUGAAUGAU
This is a messenger RNA of Psylliodes chrysocephalus, 2634 nucleotides long. The record is from the annotation of a GenBank genome assembly. NCBI's taxonomy places the organism in Eukaryota, Metazoa, Arthropoda, Insecta, Coleoptera, Chrysomelidae.